Trematosphaeria pertusa is the source of this 654-nucleotide messenger RNA. RefSeq lists its product as uncharacterized. The coding region runs from base 1 to 654 and encodes 217 amino acids. Gene Ontology annotation, biological process: transmembrane transport. NCBI's taxonomy places the organism in Eukaryota, Fungi, Ascomycota, Dothideomycetes, Pleosporales, Trematosphaeriaceae. The record is from RefSeq and is a predicted model, not a curated record. Gene Ontology annotation, molecular function: transmembrane transporter activity. The transcript is spliced from 2 exons.
AUGGCAAGGCGGUUGCGGGAAGAGACAGGAAAUCAGAAACUGCGACCGAGGCUGGACGCGGAUUUGGGGAAGCCAUCGACGCAGCGCCUCCUCACGGCCAUGGUCCUCCCGCUCAAGAUGCUCCUCUCGCCGAACAUCUCGGUCAUUUCCUUUCUAACCGCCGUAGGCUACGGCUUCAUGUACAUCCUGUACACAACCUUCCCGCAAACAUUCCUUUGCAUUUAUGCCUGGGAACCGAAGAACAUUGGGCUCGCCUAUCUCGGAACCGCAGUCGGCAAUCUCCUCGGUAUGAUUUUGGGAGGUGGUAUCAGCGAUGCUAUCGUGAAGAGAAGGGCCAAGAAUCGGCAGGCGAAACCGGAGAAUAGACUGAUUCCUAUGAUCUUCUUUUGGCCGCUAUUGUUCUGCGGCACCUACAUCGCCGCCGCAUACACCACGCAUUCGGCCUCCGAAAUGGCGGCUACAUGCGUGCUACGAUCGCUUGUCGGCGGACUAGUUCCGCUCUUCUCGAAUAAGCUGUACAGCAGAUUCGAUGUGGGAUGGGCGUUUUCAUUGCUUACAUUGAUUGCGUUGGCAUUGGCUCCAGUGCCUUUUCUGUUCUACUGGUACGGUGAGCGGCUGAGAGAGAAGUUCGACCGCUCUUUCCUGGGGAGGUGA